Messenger RNA from Cucurbita pepo subsp. pepo (vegetable marrow), 3435 nucleotides. RefSeq lists its product as uncharacterized. The record is from RefSeq and is a predicted model, not a curated record. Lineage: Eukaryota; Viridiplantae; Streptophyta; Magnoliopsida; Cucurbitales; Cucurbitaceae.
UAACGUUCUCAUUUCUUCGGAGACCCACUUCCUCUGUGCGCCCGUAGUAACCAUUAAGAGAGCUUUCGCCUGUUCGAUCUCUCUCUCUCUCUCUCUACUGCGGCCGAUCAGUCUACACUUGUUCCGACUUGCGAAUCUCUGUGAAUCUUAAUCGAUUGAAGUGCACUUUGAGGAGAAAGAAAGAGAUAGCAGAAGCGAGAAGAAGAGCGCGAAGCUUCUGAUUUUGGUACUUGUUUCUGUGUAAGGUUACAAAUCCAGAUGGAUCGGUGGACAGAACCAUCGAUUACUGUAUCCUAUCUUGUUUCUUUUCCCCGUAUCUGCUGAUGACCUCUGUUUUCAUAUAAGAAAAUGGGAGUUGAGAAAGAAGGUUUGAAAAGUGGAGUUGGAGGAUUCUUCCAGUUGUUUGAUUGGAGUGCUAAAUCGCGGAAGAGAUUGUUCUCUAGCAAACCGGACGUACAAGAGCGUUCUAGACAAGGGAAUAGAAGUGCUGGAAACUCUCCAUUGUCACAGGUUCAUCUGAUAGAUUUGGAUGAAUGUGGAAAAAGGAAAAGUAUUAGAGGAAGCAGUGAUUAUAGUUGUUCUUCAUCUGUGACUGAAGAUGAAGGAUACGGAGUUAAGGCCCCUGGGGUAGUCGCUAGGCUUAUGGGAUUAGAUUCACUACCGUCAUCCCAUUUUUCAGAGUCCUACUUUGCCCCAUCAUUUGAUACUCAGUCUCUUCAAGAAGCUCACAGUCAUAGGGGAAGUUUCAAUUAUGGUCAUGACCGCCAAAUCAUGUUCUCUGGUAAUUUGCUUGAUCAGGUUGAUGACCGUGCAGCUGCCCUUGCCAGGAAACCUUCAGAACCAAAACCUCAGAAAACUCUCAGCAGGCCAAUAGAGAAGUUCCAAACAGAAAUCCUCCCUCCUAAAUCAGCAAAAUCAAUUCCAAUUACUCACCAUAAGCUUUUGUCCCCUAUUAAGAGUCCUGCUUUCAUACCAAGUAAGAAUGCUGCUCUCAUAAUGGAAGCUGCUGCAAAAAUAAUAGAUUCUGGACCUUCAGCAACUACCAAGAGUAAAAUGUCUCUGAUUGGAUCUUCUUCAGUACCCUUGAAAUUACAAGCUCCAAAAGAAAAGAUAGAUAUACCACAAAGACUGCCUUCAGUUAGGUCCUCUUCAGUUAGCUUGAAGGUCAAAGAAUUAAAAGAAAGGACCGAAGCCUCUCAUAAAUCAACCAGGUUUCUUGAAACUUCUAGAAAGCCGACUGAAUCAAAUGCUUCCAGGCUUUUGAAGGGACAAUCUAUGAACAAAAGCUGGGAUGGAUCUCAAGAUACAUCAUCAUUCAAGGUCUUACCUGAUGUGGAACACGGUUCAAAGAACAAGGGAAAAUCCAUAUCACUUGCAAUACAAGCAAAAGUUAAUGUACAAAGAAGAGAAAAUGUGAAUACCGAUAGCCAUAGAAAUUUUACCGGCCAGAAACAACAGACUGAGGUCAAGUCAAGCCAGCCCUUUAAGACACAGACAAACACUAGGAAAAAUCUGCAUGUGCAAUCCUCUGCUUGCAAUGCUUCUUGUAACCAGCCUCUCAAGCAGAACAACCAGAAACAAAACUGCCAUGUUGAUAGAGUAAAAUCAAAGAACUCAAGUUCCAACACUGAGGGCCAGAAACCGCUUACUGGAGAUUCGUCUUUUGGACGUCGAAGAAAUGUAGGACGAGCUGUCGUUGGCUCAAGAGUUGGUGUCAGGAAGUCAGCCUUAGAAACAUCUGACAGGGAAAAGGAAGACUUGAAUUCUAAUGCAAAAAAUCUCCCUAGGAAGAAACGGUCAAUAGAUAGAGAUCAACGCUUUGACAAGAAACAGGCCACGGAGAAUAUGUUAAAUGAUAAAAACCAGAUGUCAGUUCAUUCAAAUAAUAUUGUUGAUAGAUCUUCUAGUAGUUUGGCUCAAGAAUGCAGAAAAAAUGGCACAGAUGUUGUUUCUUUUACAUUUACUGCACCACUUACAAGGAAGGUGCCCGGAUCUGACACUUCUGGGCACAUUGAAUCAAAAUUUAAAGGGUCGCUUGGACCAGAUAGUUUGAAGUCAUCCUCAAUGGAGUGCAAUAUUAUUGGAGAAAAUACCUUGAGUGCACUUUUAGAGCAGAAGCUAAGAGAAUUGAUUGACAAGGUCGAGUCCCCUAGCCUUGGAUCCAUCGUUGGGGGAUCUGAGAGUUCUUGUUUAUCGACGUCUGAUUAUCUUUCACACUCUCUUGAUACACUCGAUACAAUGUCAUCAGAGUUGAAUGAGAGGAACCAACACAGUAGUUCUGUUCACAGCAAGCCUGCUGCCCAAUAUAAUUUUGAUUGCGCUUCAACUGAUUCUUUGUCACAAGGAUUAAAGCAUGAAUUCCCGUUAGUUGAUGAGAUUGAAGAAUGUAGCAGCAGUAAUAGUAUUGUUUCUCACACUGGGCAGUCGCUCAAAGUUCGACAUCCGAGUCCCGUCUCGAUUCUCGAUCAUUCGUUUUCUUCAGAAAGCUGUGACUCAUCAGAUAGUAACAGCAGAGAAGGAAACAAGCUUUGUUCUUCAGUCCAAGGUCAAGAUGUUCUUGGCAUAGGUUUCUUCAAGUUUAAUCCAGUUACUGCUGACACAGAGUUACUAGAUUCUGCAUCCUCCAUAACCGACGAAGCUUCAGCCAGUAAGUUCACUGCUUCAUCUACCUCAAAAGGUACGAAACGACAGAUCGAAUGGGAACUUGAAUACAUAACGGAUAUACUCAGCAAUGUGGAGUUGAUGUUUAAGGACUAUGUAUUGGGGCGUUCUCAUGAAGUUAUAAAUCCUUAUCUAUUCAAUAUAUUAGAGAAUCGAAACAAAGGAUCGGGACAAAGCUGCGACGAAUUGAGGCUUAGACGGAAGGCGUUAUUUGAUUGUGUUCGUGAAUGUUUGGACUUGAGAUGUAGACAGUAUGUAGGUGGAGGAUUUAAAAUGUGGGAGAAAGGAGUGGGAGUUUUGGGAAGAAAGGAGCAGUUAGCCAAAGAGGUUGUGAAGGAGAUUUCAGAUUGGAGAGGAAUGAGGGAUUGUAUGGUGGAUGAACUGGUAGAUAAGGACAUGAGUUGCUGGUAUGGAAGAUGGAUGGACUUCGACGUUGAUGCGUUUACGAUCGGAGUCGAAGUCGAGACUCAAAUUCUCGAUUCUUUAGUUGAAGAAGUGCUUGCUGAUAUUGUGCUUCCUUGAAUUAAACUCAGCCAACCAUCUUUUCCAGGUCACGAGGGUGGUACUAGAAGAAUCUUCGACUCUAUGGAACAUGAAAUUGGGUGAGAUAAAAUAAUUAUUGUCCGGGGGGACACUGGUCAUUUUCAAGGACAGUACUUUGACCUUAUUACAGCAAAUUUGAAGAGCCUAUUGACCUUAUUCCUUUCCCCAUUGGGAGGUAGUAUUAUAUUUAGCCCUUAACCUAAAACCCCAUCAUCUUCCCACUCCCAAUUC